Messenger RNA from Striga hermonthica, 407 nucleotides. Lineage: Eukaryota; Viridiplantae; Streptophyta; Magnoliopsida; Lamiales; Orobanchaceae. The record is from the annotation of a GenBank genome assembly.
GUUGGCCAGUCCGACAGUUCGAGACUCCACGCACCAGCUGUACCGGUUGGUUAGCAAGGGUAUGGCCAGGCAGGCAGUUCCAGAGUCCCCGUCCCCGGACCAUUACUGUACGAUCAUAUGAUCAACAGAGAUAUUAUUAUGCUGGCCAGGCAGGCAGUUCGAUACCCCGUGCACCAGCACCGCACGGUCAGCAGGUAUAUUAUGCUGAUGAGUCGGUAGCCCAGACGGGUCUUCUGACGAGUCCGCAUCAUAUGACGAUGCGUACGAUAUUUCUUCUCCUGGACCCCCACCGCAUCAUACACCUCCUGCUCAGCAUACACCUCCUGCACAGCAUGCGUCUCCUGCACAGCCUGCGGCUCCUGCACAGCAUACGGCUCCUGUUCAGCCUACUAUUCCACGACAGGCUG